CCAAUAUAAUCAUGGCUUUGUGGAUUAAAUUUCUCAAAUGCAAGUCUUGAAUUAUUCAUAUGUUUUGCCUUUUACCAUUUGAUCAUCUUAUUUGCAUUUUCUUCUUGGAUUAAUCAACAUGCACAACAGAUUGGUUUAGGAAUUUUGGCGCUCGUGAAAACUGUUAAAGAUGAUUGGAGGAUUCAUCUCCAGAGGAUUUAUUGUGGUUCUUGGUUACGCCUAUCCUGCAUUUGAGUGUUUCAAAACUGUGGAGAAGAAUAGAGUUGAGAUUCAAGAACUUAGAUUUUGGUGUCAAUAUUGGAUUAUCAUAGCAAUGAUGUCAGUUGUUGAGAGGAUUUUCGAUACAUUUGUUUCAUGGCUGCCAAUGUACGAUGAGUUGAAGUUGGCCCUCAUCAUUUACUUGUGGUAUCCAAAAACAAAGGGGACAAGAUACGUUUACGAAUCCUUUUUACGGCCUUAUUUGUUGGAGUAUGAGAAGGAUAUCGACCGAAGUUUACUGGAAUUUAGGGAGAGAGCAUGGAGUAUGGCCAUUUUUUAUUGCCAAAACUGCAAACAACUGGGCUCUGCAAAGAUUGUGGAAUUUCUUCAAUUUGUUGCUUCCAAGUCUGCAAUGAUUAACCCCACUUCUGAGAAGGUCCAAAAUCAGAAUUCUAACGAAACUCAUCCUCCUCCGCCAACCCCACCUAGUACGCCGUCAAGAUUAGCCAAGAAGAAUGACAACGACAGUCCAAGGCGGCUAAUUACACGAUCGAGAACACCCUCCUUUCGUCGUGUCCAAACGCCCAAAUCCGAAUCCUUUCAAGUUCAGACACGAGGCGUUGACACCGAGGAUGUCGUAAACCUGGACGAGGAUAAAGGGUCGCCAAUGGAACAACAUUUGCAUCAUGCCCAGCUUAAACUUAGGCGAUUCAAAACUAGCGACUAAUAAAUCAUAUUGUAAUAAAUAUAUAAAAGAAAAAGGUAUAUGAAAUUGUAUUAUGAAUUUAAAUUUAUUCAUGUUUUGUGAUUCGUGUAAUUUCCUUCUUUUCGAAUCAACCUUGCGGGUUUGUAAAUAUAAACUAAUCUUCUACUGUUCUACAUUUAAAUUGAAAUAUGAAAACGGUAAUUUCUA
Olea europaea var. sylvestris is the source of this 1111-nucleotide messenger RNA. RefSeq names its product putative HVA22-like protein g. NCBI's taxonomy places the organism in Eukaryota, Viridiplantae, Streptophyta, Magnoliopsida, Lamiales, Oleaceae. The coding region runs from base 170 to 925 and encodes 251 amino acids. The record is from RefSeq and is a predicted model, not a curated record. The transcript is spliced from 7 exons.